AUGACAAAAAGAGAUCCAAAUCCAUUCCAUUCCAUUCUCCUCCUCCUGUAUUUUGCUCCAAAUCCAUUCCAGCCAGCCAGCCACCCACCCGUCUUUGCUUUCUUUCGUUUUCUUGUCUAUUCAUUUCUCACUGUAAUUCUGACUUAUCUCUCUCUCACUCUCAACCUAACAAGAGACGUCCCGAAUCUCUCUCUCUCUCUCUCUCUCUCUCUCUCUCUCUCUCUCAUUUCCGGCCACUACUCUUUGUACGUAACCCACCGAAUAGCAUCUACUUGUUCAUAUCUCGCCGGAGGUAAACAUCUUCAACCAGAAACUGGACACUCACGCCAUCUCUGCGAUUUUUUUCCGGUAUCAAUGGCCCUGUCUUGCCUUCUGAUUUUGUCUUUGGUUUUCACCUUCACCUUCUCCUUCUCCUUCUCCCAGGCUACCACCUCUCUACCCCAAGACGCAAUCUCCCUUCUCAGCUUCAAGAAUUCCAUAUUCCACGACCCUUCCGACCUUCUCCAUAACUGGAACACUUCUACAAAUCACUGCAACUGGUACGGAGUCACCUGCGAAACUCUUUCCGCCAGAGUAAUCUCUCUCAACAUCACUGCUCUACGUAUCACCGCUUCUUCCCGUUCCUCCCAACCGGGCACCUCCAACGACUCUCUUCUCGUCGGAACCCUAUCGCCUUCACUCGGAAACCUAACCCAGCUUCGUAUUCUUUCCAUCCCUCACAAUGCAUUCUCCGGUGGGAUUCCGCCGGAAAUUGGGAACCUUCUUUCUCUUGAAAUCCUCGAGCUGCAAGGAAAUAAUUUCUCAGGAGGUAUUCCUCAUCAGAUAACAUACCUCUCCUCUCUUCUCAUCCUUAAUUUAUCUUAUAACUCCUUUUCAGGUCCGGUUCCAGGUAAUUUGAUUGGUUUUGGCACAUUGAAUGUGAUUGAUUUGUCAAAUAAUCAGCUCUCCGGUGGAGUUAGUGUUGGUAACUGUGAGUUUCUAACUCAUUUGAAGCUCUCUAAUAACUUUUUGGUUGAUGACAUUCCUCCUGAAAUUGGAAACUGCUCCAAUUUGAGGACACUUUUGCUUGAUGGCAACAUUUUCCAAGGUAAGAUUCCAGUUGAGGUUGGCCUGAUUUCUCAGCUAAGGGUUCUAGAUGUUUCGAGAAACAGCCUCACCGAUAGGAUUCCUAAAGAGCUAGCCCAGUGCUGGAGGCUCUCUGUUGUUGUCUUGACCAAUUUGGUUGCUGAUGGGGUAUCUACGGACGAUUCUAGAGGAGAAUUCAAUGCCUUUGAGGGAGGUAUACCUUAUGAGGUAUUGCUGCUUCCUAAUCUUCAGAUAUUUUGGGCGCCCAGGGCUAAUCUUGGUGGACGCUUGCCUGGUAACUGGAACGAUUCAUGCUCGCUCAGAGUCCUCAAUUUAGGGUGGAACAACUUUACAGGUACACUACCAGAAAACAUGGUUAUGUGCAAAAAGCUAUAUUUCUUGGAUUUGAGUUCCAAUAGUAUGCAAGGGUCCCUUCCUCCCCAGUUGCAAGUUUCAUGUAUGAUGUACUUCAACGUGAGUCGAAAUUCGUUAUCCGGUGUUCUUCCAGCAUUUGGGAAUGACAGUUGUGAGUUUAGCCUCAUUUCUUAUGAACAAGAACCAAAUUGUUUAGAUGAGGAAGACAUUCACAAUGCCUACUUUAACAUUCCUGUUUGGGGAUCUCAAAUGAAUCCUCUGUUUUCAUCAAACUCAUGUGACAAUCUUUUUGUUGCUCAUGAUUUCAGUUGGAAUAGCUUUGUUGGUUCACUGCCGUUGUUUUCCAUUGGUAAUGAGUUCUUUCUGACUAACAGUAAAGCUUCUUACAUUCUCUUUCUGAACAAUAAUGAGUUCAAUGGGCCGCUUCCUGGUGAGCUAUUCUUAAACUGUAAUGGUUUAGAGGGCUUUUCAAUCAACUUGAGUGCCAACAACAUAUCGGGGGUGAUAUACCCAGAGAUGCUUCUUGAUUGUUUGAGCCUGACUGAUUUUAAAGCAGCACAUAAUCAAAUUGAUGGUUCAAUUCCUCCUGAGAUUGGAAGGUUGAAAAUCCUCCAACAUCUCGACUUGAGCAAAAAUACCCUGUCUGGGUUCCUUCCUGGUCAGUUGGGGGAACUGAAGGAUCUGAAAUGGAUUCUUCUUGGAGAGAACAAUUUGACAGGAGAAGUUCCUGCUCAACUGGGCCAACUGACUUCUCUCUUAGUUUUGGAUCUAUCUCAAAAUGCUCUGACUGGAUCCAUCCCUGCGGCUUUGGCAAAUGCCACUAAUCUCGAAAUUUUGUUGCUGGAUCAUAACAGACUUGAUGGGGAGAUACCUUUAGCAUUUUCCAUGCUUUCCAGUCUUACUGAACUGGAUCUUUCUUUCAAUAACCUGUCUGGUAACAUACCUCAUCUUCAACACUCAGAUGAUUGUGAUAGUUUCAUGGGAAACAAAUUUCUACACUCGUGUCCGGAUCAGUACUCAGCAGCCCCUCCUGGGCUUCCUGUCCCAAUUAAGGUUCAUAAGUUGCAUAAUCGGAAUAAAUUGAAGUCUUUUAUAAUAGCAAUGGCCACUUCCGCAUGUGUUGUACUUUGUAUUCUUGUAGUGAUAUUUCUUGUCAUCCUUGGGAGAAGAAAGUUCAUUACACUUACAAGCCUGAGAAGGAAAGAUGUCGUCACAUUUGGUGAUGCUCCAACUGAGCUGAAUUAUGACAAUGUGGUUAGAGCAACUGGGAAUUUCAGCAUCCGGAACCUCAUUGGAACUGGCGGCUUCGGGUCCACUUACAAGGCAGAACUGGUCCCAGGUUUCCUCGUAGCUGUGAAGAGACUUUCCAUUGGUAGGUUUCAAGGCCUUGAGCAAUUUGAUGCAGAGAUAAGAACGCUAGGAAAGAUUAGACACAAAAACCUUGUAACCCUCAUUGGAUACUAUGUUGGAGAAGCAGAGAUGUUUUUAAUUUACAACUACCUUUCUGGCGGAAAUCUUGAAACCUUCAUACAUGAAAGAUCAGAAAAGAAUGUUGAGUGGCCGGUGAUCCACAAAAUAGCCAUUGACAUAGCUGAGGCUCUUAAUUUCCUGCACUACAUGUGUGUUCCGCGCAUUGUUCACCGGGACAUCAAGCCUAGCAACAUCCUGCUUGAUGAAGAGCUUAAUGCCUACCUUUCGGACUUUGGAUUGGCUCGGCUUCUAGAAGUUUCUGAGACCCAUGCAACCACAGAUGUUGCAGGGACAUUCGGAUAUGUGGCACCAGAAUAUGCGACUACUUGCAGGGUUUCUGACAAGGCAGAUGUUUAUAGCUUUGGUGUGGUGCUGUUGGAAUUGAUGUCAGGAAAAAAGUCCCUUGAUCCUUCAUUUUCAGAGUUUGGGAAUGGAUUCAAUAUUGUUUCAUGGGCCAAGUGGCUGAUCAAGGAAGGACGCUCUUGUGAAUUUUUUCCAUCCGAAUUGUGGGAAUCUAGGCCUAAGGAGUAUAUGUUGGGUAUGCUAAGACUGGCAUCAACCUGCACCGUAGAGACACUUUCUGUUCGACCAUCAAUGAAGCAGGUCCUGGAGAAACUUAAGCAGUUGGAUUCCUGA
This is a messenger RNA of Ilex paraguariensis (yerba mate), 3546 nucleotides long. The record is from the annotation of a GenBank genome assembly. NCBI's taxonomy places the organism in Eukaryota, Viridiplantae, Streptophyta, Magnoliopsida, Aquifoliales, Aquifoliaceae.